This is a messenger RNA of Peromyscus leucopus (white-footed mouse), 2049 nucleotides long. Its product is annotated as myeloperoxidase-like. The record is from RefSeq and is a predicted model, not a curated record. Gene Ontology annotation, biological process: response to oxidative stress. The transcript has 11 exons. NCBI's taxonomy places the organism in Eukaryota, Metazoa, Chordata, Mammalia, Rodentia, Cricetidae. Gene Ontology annotation, molecular function: peroxidase activity; heme binding. The coding region runs from base 1 to 2049 and encodes 682 amino acids.
AUGAAGCUAUUCUUGGUCUUGGCAGGCCUCCUGGCCCCUCUGGCCAUACCUCAGACCUCCAGUGGUGCCACUCCAGCUGUGCUGGGGGGUGUGGAGGAUUCCCUGAUCCUGACCUGUAUGGAGGAGGCCAAGCAGCUGGUGGACAAGGCCUACAAAGAACGGAGAGAAAGCCACCCCUUCAAUACGCAGUCCUGGCCCACCACAGGCUGGGCUCUGCUGAGUGUCUCUGGCCCUUCCCUGACCCUCCCUUGUCUAAGCAGCAUCAAAGAGAACCUUCGACGGGGCACUGCUAGCCCCAUGGAACUCAUCUCCUACUUCAAGCAGCCGGUGGCAGCAACCAGAACAGCUGUGAGGGCUGCAGACUAUCUUCACGUGUCCCUAGACCUGCUGAAGAGGAAGUUGCAGCCCCAGUGGCCAGGGCCUUUCAAUAUCACUGAUGUGCUGACACCUGCUCAGUUGAAUCUGUUGUCCAAGUUGAGCGGCUACGCCUAUCAGGACGUGGGGGUGAGGUGCCCUGAGCAGGACAAGUAUCGCACCAUCACGGGACUCUGCAACAACAGGCGCAGCCCCACGCUGGGGGCCUCCAACCGCGCCUUUGCACGCUGGCUGCCCUCAGAGUACGAAGAUGGCGUCUCCUUGCCCCUCAGCUGGACGCCCAGGGUCAAGCGCGAUGGCUUCCCGGUGCCCUUGGCUCGAAAGGUGUCCAACGACAUCGUGAGCUUCCCCAACGAUCAGCUGACCUGGGACCAGGAGGAACCGCUCAUAUUCAUACAGUUUGGACAGUUUGUGGAACACGACGUAACUUUGACUCCGGAGUCUUUUACCCCGUCCUCCUUCACUGGCCUCAACUGCGAGACCAGCUGCCUGCAGCAGCCACCCUGCUUCCCGCUCAAGAUCCCACCUAAUGACCCUCGAAUCAAGAACCAAGAGGAUUGCAUUCCCUUCUUCCGCUCCUGCCCAGCAUGCACCGGGAGCAACAUCACCAUUCGCAACCAGAUCAAUGCUGUUACUUCCUUCGUGGAUGCCAGCACAGUAUAUGGCAGCGAGGACCCCCUGGCCAGGAGGCUGCGCAACCUCACCAACCAGAUGGGGCUGCUGGCUGUCAAUACCCGCUUCCAAGACAAUGGUCGGGCCCUGAUGCCCUUUGACAACCUGCACGACGAUGACCCCUGCCUCCUCACCAACCGCUCUGCUCAAAUUCCUUGUUUCCUGGCAGGGGACAUGCGCUCCAGUGAGAUGCCUGAGCUGACCUCUGUGCACACCCUCUUCGUUCGAGAGCAUAACCGCCUGGCCACAGAGCUCAGGCGCCUGAAUCCUCACUGGAGUGGGGAAAGGCUCUUCCAGGAGGCCCGAAAGAUUGUCGGGGCCAUGGUCCAGAUCAUCACAUACCGGGACUACCUGCCCUUGGUGUUAGGGCCAGCAGCCAUGAGGAAGUACCUACCCAGGUACCGAGGCUACAAUGACUCAGUGGACCCUCGCAUCGCCAACGUCUUCACCAACGCUUUCCGCUAUGGCCACACCCUCAUCCAGCCCUUCAUGUUUCGCCUGGACAAUCAGUCCCGGCCCACAGGACCCAACCCCAGGGUCCCACUCAGCAAGAACUAUUUUGCCACUUGGAGAGUUGUGCUGGAAGGUGGCAUUGACCCCAUCUUCCAAGACCUCAUGGCCACCCCUGCCAAAGUGAAUCACCAGAACAAGAUCGUGGUGGAUGAGACCUGGGAACAACUCUUUGAGCAGGUGAUGCAUGAGCAAAGCAUGGACCUGGCUGCUUUGAAAACACAGCGCAGCAGGGAUCAUGGUCUCCCAGGAUACAACGCCUGGAGGCGCUUCUGUGGGCUCCCACAGCCCAGCACAGUGGGCGAGCUUGGCACAGUGCUAAAGAACCUGGACUUGGCACAGAAGCUGAUGGCACAGUACGGCACCCCCAACAACAUUGACAUCUGGAGGGGUGGUGUAUCCGAGCCCCUGGAGUCCAAUGGCCGAGUCGGUCAGCUCUUUGCCUGCCUCAUUGGCACUCAGUUUAGGAAGCUACGCGAUGGCGAUCGGUAA